Messenger RNA from Oryza brachyantha (malo sina), 4989 nucleotides. Its product is annotated as putative ABC transporter C family member 15. Gene Ontology annotation, molecular function: ATP binding; ABC-type transporter activity; ATP hydrolysis activity. Bases 8 to 4603 code for a protein of 1531 amino acids. The transcript is spliced from 11 exons. Gene Ontology annotation, biological process: transmembrane transport. Gene Ontology annotation, cellular component: plant-type vacuole; vacuolar membrane. The record is from RefSeq and is a predicted model, not a curated record. NCBI's taxonomy places the organism in Eukaryota, Viridiplantae, Streptophyta, Magnoliopsida, Poales, Poaceae.
UUGCGCCAUGGAAGGAGCGAGCAUGCACUCGCGUGUCCUCGCGAUGAUUCCCGAUACGGCGCAGCAGAUGCUCCUCAGCUGGGGCUUGCUCCAUGAUUCCUCAGAUUUCACUAAAUUGCAAUAUUUGCAAGAAUGGACAGAAAUGCACUCACCUUGCUUCUGGAUGGGCGCUUUUGCACUAAUACAUCUAAUAUUCAUCAUGAGUAUCUUGGUUCAAUUUCUGUACAAGAGAAUCAGGUGGUCCAGGCAGAGAUUCAAGACAACUGUUGAAAACAAGCAUUCAUAUGAGGAACAAAAGAACACAGACAUAAAGCUGGGUAUAAUAUAUCAAGCAAGCAAAGUUUGUUGCUUGCUUAGCUUAGCAAGUCAUACUGUGAAGAUAUUAUUUUGGUGGUUGCAGGGAAGCAUAUGUGACUGCAAGUAUCCAACAUUUGUUCUAGGUGAAAGUGUGCAGAUGCUAUCCUGGAUAAUAUUAUCAUCAGCAGCGUUCAGUUUUCAGAAGACAAAAUCUGCAAAGCUUCCACUGAUAAUUCGAAUAUGGUGGAUAUUUUUCUUUCUGCAAUCAAUUACCAGUGUGGUAUUUGAUCUCAGGUCUAUUUUUCUCAAUCAUGAAUACAUAGGACCUAAGAAAUGGAUUAACCUGUUCAUGCUUGUUAUCUGCACUCUUCUAUUUGGGAUUUCUGCCAGAGGAAAAACAGGAGUCACCCUCGUAGAUAACAGCAUAACAGAGCCGCUAUUGAGUCCAUCUCUAGGACAGCUGACAGAAACCAAAAGGGCAUGUCCAUAUGGAAAAGCAAAUAUUCUACAACUUGUCACAUUCUCCUGGAUGAACCCUGUGUUUGCUAUUGGAUACAAGAAACCUCUAGAUAAGAAUGAUGUGCCAGAUGUUUGUGGGAAGGACUCCGCUGAGUUCCUUUCUGAUUCAUUCAAAACAAUCAUCAAUGAUGUUGAACACAAGCAUGGUUUAAAUACUGAAUCAAUCUACACAGCAAUGUUCCUAUUUAUUAGAAGAAAAGCUGUAAUGAACGCAGGAUUUGCAGUCUUAAGUGCAAGUGCAUCCUAUGUUGGACCAUCACUGAUCAAUGACUUGGUAAGGUUCCUAGGGGGAGAGAGGCAAUAUGGACUCAAAAGAGGUUACCUUCUGGCUGUUGCUUUUCUCAGUGCCAAAGUUGUGGAAACAAUUGCUCAGAGGCAGUGGAUUUUCGGAGCUCGACAGCUUGGGAUGAGGCUGCGGGCUGCUUUGAUAUCACAUAUCUAUCAAAAGGGACUCCGCUUAUCCUGCAGUUCAAGGCAGAAGCAUACAAGUGGAGAGAUCAUUAACUACAUGAGCGUUGAUGUACAAAGGAUAACUGAUGUUAUAUGGUACACAAACUACAUUUGGAUGUUACCCAUACAACUCUUUCUUGCUGUCUAUGUCCUCCACCAAAACCUAGGGGUUGGAGCCUGGGCUGGUUUGGCAGCAACACUGGCAAUAAUGGCUUGCAAUAUUCCACUGACCAGAAUGCAGAAAAGGUUGCAAGCCAAGAUCAUGGGUGCCAAAGAUGGUAGAAUGAAGUCAACAACAGAAGUUCUUAGAAGCAUGAAGAUACUCAAACUUCAAGCAUGGGAUAUGCAAUACCUUAAGAAGCUAGAAGCUUUGCGAAAUGAGGAGUACAAUUGGCUAUGGAGAUCUGUGAGGUUAUCUGCUCUAACAACGUUCAUAUUUUGGGGGUCACCUGCUUUCAUAUCCUCCAUAACAUUCGGUGCAUGCAUAUUGAUGGGGAUACCUUUGACUGCUGGUACUGUUUUGUCUGCUCUUGCAACAUUCCGGAUGCUACAAGAUCCAAUCUUCACGCUUCCCGACUUGCUGUCAGUGUUUGCUCAAGGAAAAGUUUCAGCUGAUAGGGUGGCCAAAUACCUCCAGGAGGAAGAAUUGAAAUAUGAUGCAGUUAUUGAAGUACCCAGGAACGACACAGAGUAUGAUGUUGAGAUUGAUCAUGGAAUAUUCAGCUGGGAACUUGAGACAACAUCUCCAACUCUGAAAGACGUAGAACUAAAAGUGAAAAGAGGGAUGAAAGUAGCAAUUUGUGGAAUGGUUGGAUCUGGAAAAUCAAGUCUUUUAUCAUGCAUACUUGGGGAGAUGCCAAAGCUAGCUGGGACUGUGAAGGUCAGUGGGACCAAAGCAUAUGUUCCUCAAAGCGCCUGGAUCCUGUCUGGGAACAUCAGGGACAAUAUUCUGUUUGGAAAUCCAUAUGACAAGGAAAAGUAUGACAAGAUAAUACAAGCAUGUGCACUAACUAAAGAUCUUGAAUUGUUUGCAAAUGGUGAUUUAACAGAGAUCGGUGAAAGAGGAAUUAACAUGAGCGGUGGACAGAAGCAACGCAUUCAGAUUGCAAGGUCAGUAUAUGAAGACGCAGACAUAUACCUAUUUGAUGAUCCUUUCAGUGCAGUGGAUGCUCAUACUGGAAGCCAACUUUUCAAGGAUUGCCUGAUGGGAAUUCUUAAAGACAAAACAAUACUGUAUGUGACCCACCAAGUCGAAUUUCUUCCAACAGCUGAUCUUAUACUGGUGAUGCAGGAUGGGAACAUUGUUCAGAAAGGGAGAUUUGAUGAGCUUCUUCAACAGAACAUAGGAUUUGAAGCCAUAGUGGGAGCUCACAGCCAGGCUCUUGAGUCUGUCAUAAAUGCCGAGAGUUCUAGCAGAUUGACAUCCACUGAGAACAGUAAACCAGCAGAUACAGAUGAUGAGUUUGAGGCAGAAAAUGAAACAGACGAUCAAAUUCAGGGUAUAACAAAGCAAGAGUCUGCACAUGAUGUAUCACAAGACAUCAAUGAGAAAGGGAGGUUAACACAAGAUGAAGAGCGGGAGAAGGGAGGUAUCGGCAAGAAGGUUUAUUGGGCAUACCUGAGGACAGUUUAUGGAGGUGCCUUAGUGCCAGUCACAAUUGCAGCACAGUCCUUCUUCCAAAUAUUUCAGGUAGCAAGCAAUUAUUGGAUGGCAUGGGCAUCUCCUGCAACAUCAGCAACCAAGCCAACGGUCGGAUUAGGCCUUAUGUUUGCUGUAUACAUAACAUUGUCAAUUGGAAGUGCCUUGUGUGUCUUCGCUCGGUCCAUGCUUGUUUCACUAAUUGGGCUACUAACAUCAGAAAAGUUCUUCAAAAACAUGCUCCAAUGCAUCAUGCGAGCCCCGAUGUCCUUCUUUGACUCCACGCCUACUGGAAGAAUUCUGAACAGGGCCUCUAAUGACCAAAGUGUUCUAGAUCUGGAAAUAGCGAACAAGCUUGGCUGGUGUGUAUUUUCAGUCAUACAGAUUCUAGGGACCAUUGGUGUUAUGUCCCAGGUUGCCUGGCCAGUUUUUGCCAUCUUUGUACCAGUAACAGUGGUCUGCUUUAUGUGUCAGCGAUAUUACAUACCAACAGCAAGAGAAUUGGCUCGUUUAUCACAAAUCCAAAGAGCUCCCAUCCUACACCAUUUUGCAGAAUCACUUUCAGGAGCAUCAAGUAUAAGAGCAUAUGGACAGAAAGACCGUUUUAGAAAAUCGAACCUUGGACUUGUCAACAACCAUUCCCGACCAUGGUUCCAUAACAUUUCUUCAAUGGAGUGGCUUUCUUUCAGGCUAAACAUGCUAUCCAACUUUGUCUUUGCCUUCUCUUUGACCCUGCUAGUGAGCCUUCCUGAAGGUUUUAUAAAUCCAAGCAUUGCUGGACUUGCCGUUACCUAUGCAUUAAACCUCAACUCACAGUUGGCGUCUAUAAUUUGGAAUAUCUGCAACACAGAGAACAAAAUGAUAUCAGUAGAAAGAAUUUUGCAAUACUCAAGGAUCCCUAGCGAGGCUCCUCUAGUAGUUGAUUAUCGCCGUCCACCAAACAACUGGCCACUUGAUGGAACUAUCAAUAUAAGAUGCUUGGAGGUUCGAUACGCAGAGCAUCUCCCAUCUGUUCUUAGAAACAUAUCAUGUACAAUUCCAGGAAGGAAGAAGGUGGGGAUUGUAGGACGGACUGGAAGCGGAAAGUCAACUCUGAUUCAAGCACUUUUUCGGAUUGUUGAACCAAGGGAGGGAGCAAUUGAGAUAGACAAUAUUGACAUUUGCAGAAUAGGGCUACAUGAUCUACGAGGCAAACUUAGCAUCAUUCCACAAGAUCCAACAAUGUUUGAAGGCACAGUGCGAGGGAACCUGGAUCCACUGAACGAGUACUCUGAUCAACGUAUAUGGGAGAUAUUGGACAAAUGCCAGCUUGGUGAUAUAGUUCGGCAGAGCCCAAAGAAGCUGGACUCAACAGUUGUCGAAAAUGGGGAAAAUUGGAGUGUUGGGCAAAGACAGUUGUUUUGCCUCGGGAGGGUUCUACUAAAACGAAGUAAUGUUCUUGUCCUUGACGAGGCAACUGCUUCGGUGGACUCCUCCACAGAUGCAAUUAUCCAAGAGACGAUCCGCGAUGAAUUUAGGGAUUGCACAGUGUUGACAAUAGCACAUAGGAUUCACACGGUUAUUGACAGUGAUCUCAUCCUUGUCUUCAGUGAAGGAAGAAUCAUAGAGUAUGACACGCCAUCAAAAUUACUGGAGAACGAGAACUCCGAAUUCUCCAGGCUCAUAAAGGAGUACUCACGGAGAUCAAAGGGCUUUUAGCAGUGCAGCACACCACAAUCCAAAAGCUACGAGAACAACAUGAUUCCAACUAGGCGCACUGCAAGAAACACACUGGGUAGAAAGGCCGCACUUCACACGCUCUCCCUCUCUCCCCCCUAAUGACAAAGUACGCACAAAAGUAACAAAAACCGACAGGAUUAUCGACAAACUAAGGGGCCUACGGUUGAUGGAGCUAGCUCUUAGGUUCAGGAUGAUCCCCGAGAAAAAAAGAACAUUUUUAUGUAGAGUAAUGUUAAGUGUGAGCUCAUGCUGAAGCUGGGGAAAGUCUUCCUCAACUCAUGCAAUGCAGUGAAGCUACUCGGAGCCCGAAUGUAAUUUCUUGAAGAAGUAAUAAAGAUAAUAGAUUGAGGCCAGAUUUUCAGCGA